CUGCGCCCUCUUACCGCACGCCGGGCGGGUCGGGGCGGCGUGGCGGGCGGCAUGGAACCGGUGCCCCGCGAAGAGAAGCCUAACCCGCUGCAGGAUGCUAGCCUCUGCUCCCGGCUCUUUUUCUGGUGGUUGAAUCCCUUAUUUAUUAUUGGCCAUAAACGGAAGCUUGAAGAAGAUGAUAUGUAUAAAGUGAUGCCAGAAGAUUCCUCAGAGAAGCUUGGAGAGGAAUUGCAGUGGUACUGGGAUAAGGAGGUGCAAAAAGCAAAAAAGAGAGGAAAAACACCACAUUUAACAAAAGCUAUUAUUUUGUGUUACUGGAAAUCCUAUUUAGUUUUUGGAAUUUUCACAAUGAUUGAGGAAACCCUCAAAAUAAUUCAACCAAUAUUUUUGGGAAAAAUUAUUAGUUAUUUUGAAAACUAUGAUGCCUCAGACGAGGUAGCUUUGAAUUUUGCAUAUUGCUAUGCAGGUGCUCUGUCUGUGUGCACCCUUAUUCUGGCUAUAAUGCACCACUUGUACUUCUAUCAUGUACAGCGGGCUGGCAUGAAGCUGAGGGUGGCUAUGUGUCACAUGAUUUAUCGGAAGGCACUUCGUCUCAGUAAUGUAGCUAUGGCGAAAACCACCACUGGUCAAAUAGUAAACCUGCUGUCAAAUGAUGUGAACAAAUUUGAUCAAGUAACAAUUUUCUUGCACUUCUUGUGGGCUGGACCAGUUCAAGCUAUAGCAGUAACAGUACUUCUCUGGAUGGAAAUAGGACCUUCAUGUCUUGCAGGAAUGGCAGUUCUGAUUAUUCUUCUUCCUGUGCAGACCUGCAUUGGGAGGCUUUUUUCCUCCCUCAGAAGCAAGACCGCUGCCUUAACAGAUGUCAGGAUUAGGACCAUGAAUGAAGUGAUAAGCGGUAUGAAGAUAAUAAAGAUGUACGCUUGGGAAAAAUCAUUUGCAGAACUUGUGAAUGGCUUAAGAAGGAAGGAGAUUGCCAUGGUUAUGAAAAGCUCCUACCUUCGAGGACUGAACUUAGCCUCGUUCUUUGUGGCGAGCAAAAUAACAGUGUUCAUGACUUUCAUGGCAUAUGUACUACUUGGCAACAUUAUCUCUGCGAGCAAGGUGUUUGUGGCAGUGUCCCUGUACGGAGCAGUGAGACUCACAGUGACCCUGUUCUUCCCUUCGGCCGUGGAGAGAGUGUCCGAGUCACUGAUCAGCAUCCGGCGAAUCAAAAACUUUCUGAUGCUUGAUGAGGUCUCACACUUCAAGCCACAACUGCAUGGCAAUAAUGAAAAUAUCAUUCUUCAUGUUCAGGAUUUGACUUGCUACUGGGAUAAGAGUUUAGAAACCCCAGCACUUCAAAAUAUCUCGUUUACUGUCAGACAAGGGGAGUUAUUGGCUGUGAUUGGUCCUGUAGGAGCUGGAAAAUCUUCGCUCUUAAGUGCCGUGCUUGGUGAACUGCCUAAAGAGAAAGGUCUGAUAAAUGUUACUGGAAGAAUUGCCUAUGUUUCUCAGCAGCCUUGGGUGUUUUCUGGCACUGUAAGGAGUAAUAUACUGUUUGACAAGGAAUAUGAGAAAGAAAAAUACGAAAAUGUUUUAAAAGUCUGUGCUCUUAAAAAGGACUUAGAAUUAUUGGCAAAUGGUGACCUAACAGUAAUAGGAGAUCGUGGAGCUACUCUGAGUGGGGGACAGAAGGCCCGUGUAAAUCUGGCCAGAGCUGUGUAUCAGGAUGCAGACAUCUAUCUUUUGGAUGAUCCACUGAGUGCAGUAGAUGCUGAAGUUGGAAGACAUUUGUUUGAAAAAUGUAUUUGUCAGGCCUUACGUCAGAAGAUUUCUGUUUUGGUUACUCACCAGUUGCAAUACCUCCGUGCUGCAAAUCAGAUUCUAAUUUUAAAGGAUGGUAAAAUGGUGGGGAAAGGUACCUAUGCCGAGUUCCUGAGAUCUGGCGUCGACUUUGCUUCCCUUUUGAAAAAAGAUGAGGAGGUGGUAGAACAGCUGUCAGUUCCAGGAACCCCCAACCUGAAGUCUGCCCGGAACCGAACCUUCUCGGAAUCCUCUGUCUUGUCCCAGGAUUCGUCCGUCCACUCACAGAAAGAUGGAACUGUGGAACAACCACCUGGUGAAAAUGCACUUGCCACAGUGCCAGAGGAGACUCGCCAUGAGGGAAAAAUAAGCUUUAAACUUUACAGAAAAUAUUUCACUGCAGGAGCAAACUACUUUGUGAUUUUUAUACUCUUAGUACUUAAUAUUUUGGCACAGGUGGCCUAUGUGCUCCAGGACUGGUGGCUUUCUUACUGGGCAAAUCAUCAAGAAAAGUUGAAUCUCACAACAAAUGGAAAUAAUAGAACAACUAAGAAUGAACAUCUAGACCUUAAUUUUUAUUUGGGAAUUUAUGCAGGUUUAACAGUGGCUACAAUACUAUUUGGCAUAAUAAGAAGUCUUCUGGUGUUUCAAGUUCUUGUAAAUUCUGGUCAGAAUUUGCACAACAGAAUGUUUCAAUCCAUUUUGAAAGCUCCUGUCUUGUUUUUUGACAGAAAUCCUAUAGGAAGAAUCUUAAAUCGUUUCUCCAAAGAUAUCGGCCACUUGGAUGACUUGCUUCCAUUGACGUUCUUGGACUUCUUGCAGACUCUCCUACAGAUUUUUGGUGUGGUGGCUGUGGCUGUGGCAGUGAUUCCUUGGAUACUCAUCCCCUUAAUUCCACUAUUUAUUCUUUUCAUUUUUCUUCGACGAUAUUUCUUAGACACUUCAAGAGAUAUUAAACGUCUAGAAUCCACAACUCGAAGUCCAGUGUUCUCCCACUUGUCGUCAUCCCUCCAGGGGCUUUGGACUAUUCGGGCUUUGAAAGCAGAGGAAAGAUUUCAAAAAUUAUUUGAUGCACACCAAGACCUCCACUCAGAGGCCUGGUUUCUCUUCUUGACAACCUCAAGGUGGUUUGCUGUGCGUCUGGAUGCCAUCUGUGCCAUUUUUGUUAUAGUGGUUGCUUUUGGUUCCCUGCUUCUCAACAAGACUCUGAACUCGGGGCAGGUUGGUUUGGCACUCUCCUAUGCAAUCACCCUCAUGGGAACAUUCCAGUGGGGUGUUAGACAAAGUGCUGAAGUUGAAAACCUGAUGAUAUCAGUAGAAAGAGUGAUGGAGUACACAGAACUUGAAAAAGAAGCUCCUUGGGAGACCAGCAAACAUCCACCACCAGAAUGGCCUAACCAAGGAAUGAUAGCAUUUGAGAAUGUUAACUUCACUUACAGUCUAGACGGACCAUUGGUUUUAAGACAUUUGUCUGUUUUAAUUAAACCAAAAGAAAAGCAGUCAUUGCUGCAUACAUGUGAAUCUCAGGCAGUGGGUAAUUGCCCUCUGGCGUCUGUUGGAAUAGUGGGAAGAACCGGAGCUGGGAAAAGCUCUCUGAUAGCAGCCCUCUUUCGCUUGGCUGAACCUGAAGGAAGGAUUUGGAUUGAUAAGUACUUGACAUCAGAGCUGGGACUCCAUGACCUGCGGAAGAAAAUUUCUAUUAUACCUCAAGAGCCUGUUUUAUUCACUGGAACUAUGAGGAAAAACUUGGAUCCUUUCAAUGAAUACACUGAUGAAGAGCUGUGGAACGCCUUGGAAGAGGUGCAACUGAAGGAGGUUGUGGAAGAUCUACCCAACAAAAUGGAGACACAGCUGGCAGAAUCUGGAUCUAAUUUUAGUGUUGGUCAGAGACAGCUGGUGUGUCUUGCCAGAGCAGUUCUAAAAAAAAAUCGUAUUCUUAUCAUUGAUGAAGCAACAGCAAAUGUGGACCCAAGAACAGAUGAGUUCAUUCAAAAGACGAUCCGUGAGACCUUUGCUCACUGCACAGUGCUGACCAUUGCACACCGCUUGAACACCAUUAUUGACAGUGAUAGGAUUAUGGUUUUAGAUGCGGGAAGACUGAAAGAAUAUGGUGAGCCUUACAUUUUGCUGCAAGAGCAGGACAGCUUGUUUUACAAAAUGGUCCAACAAGUGGGCAAGACUGAAGCGGCUUCUCUGAUUGAAACAGCAAAACGGGUAUACUUCAGUAAGAAUUACCCAGAAGUUGUUCAGAAUGGUCAGCUUGCCACAGACUCCUCCCUGGAUCCUUCCUCAGGAUUAUGCAUAACUGAAACAGCACUGUGAUUCCUCAUUGCCUUAACUGUGUGGAAUGUAAACCUGAGAUCAUCUAAACUCAGCAACAACGUUUGCAAAUGUCAGCAGGAGAGGAAAGGGCAAUUCAUUGCACUGGACAUCCUUCCUAUUUAAUACUGAGAAGAAAAUUUUUACUGUCCCUAUUUCUUUCAUUUCAGUGCAAUAUGUUUUUCUUUCCAACUAAUUAUGUUUGUGUUCCUAAGGACAUUAGGCAGAUUCAGUUUUUAUUUGAAAGUUAUGUGGUAGAGAUCUCUUUUAUUUAAACAGGUGCAGGACACCUAACAGGUAUAGUGUGCAUAUUUGGAGCUUAGUAAAAUAAUUGGAAUGUGUCCUCUUUUUUUUUUCUUUUAGAAAUAUUUUUGAGAGCAAGCAAAACCAAAUUUUUUUCAGUGUCACUUUAGCAUGAUAGCUCUGUCUGAACAGCAGAUUUGGUAGUGUGCAACUUACUUGUCUAGAGGAACUGUCUUUCUACCUGUCACAAGUAACUAUGCAGGCUGGUAGAAAAAAACUUGAAGAAGCCAAAAACACUUUUUCUUUUUGAUAGAAAAGUACUAUAUACUUUUUUUCUUUUCCUGAUAAACUGUUCAAAUAGUGCUGUUCAAGAUGAAUGUAAAUACUAGUUUUAUUUUGCUAAAAUCCAAAUGCUGAAAAAUCAGUCUCAGUCUUCUGUACUUCAGAAGAAAAUUACCACAUUUGCACUGAAGAAAUAUUUAAAUAAUUUUAACAUACAUUCCUCUUUUCACCUGGGUUAUCAAAGAAAAAAAUGUAUUAAAAUAACUUGAGGAAAUGUUUGAAUGACAUGUCAUUAUACCUAAAUACUGUGUAGUACAAAGUUAUCUUCAACACAGCACAUUGAAAUGUAUACAUUAUUUGCAUUUAUUGUGCCUUAAUAUUUGUGCCUUCAAGCCAAAGCUGUAACUGCAGGGUACACAACAAAUUCAUUAGAUAUAUGUUAAAAAUAUGUAACUUUAGUAUGUUUAAAGUUUUGCAUCAGGGAUUCUGUUGAACUUCAGCUGUUUGAAGUUACCAUCCUGCCAGAAUAAGUAGGAAAUACAACCUGUAGUUUCAAAUGGCUGUUGCUGAUAGAGAGGAAUGCAGUGAGAGAGGGGUUCAGUAUUCAUAAGUUAUGUCCUGAUUCAGCAAAGCACUUUAACACAAAGGCACUAUUCCCAUGUUUAAAAAAAUAAAUCAAGCAAGUGCUGUGUUGCUCCUGAUUUUUUCAAAUUUAGUGAACUAUUCUUUGAGGUCCAGUAGAAAAUACAUCUAUUCAUCUUGCUGUUUAAAGGGCAUAGGAGAGAGACUAAAUGGCUACAGAUUUCUUCAGGACAUGGAAAAUACCAUGCUUUAAAAAAAAUACUGAAGAUGCUUGCUAUUACCUUUAUAAUGCCAAACAAGUGUUAUUUACGCAAUGUUCAUCCAGUGGUCUAAAAGUAAGGCAAACACAAAUGUUUCUCAUUUCAAGCAGUUCUACCAGAGUAUGAUUUAGUCAGAUGCAAAGUUAUUUCUUACUGAGAAGUAAAUUGAGGCCAAAGGCUGUACCUCAGCAUAACCACUCAUCUUGGACAUUUUCCUGCUCAGAGCCAGCCCAGUGGUGAGAGGCAGAAUCCAUGUUCCCCUGUUGCAGCAUUCUCCCUGCACUGGGGCUCGCCGUCCUGCUGUGAGAUCCCAGGAGAGAGGGGAUUGUGUCUGCAGUGCCACCAGCCAGCUUACUGAGGGACAGGGGCUUUUGGAGCUUGUGGAACAAACAUCAGACAUCUGUGCUUGCUAGUAACAUCCUCUUACAUGGUUAGAAAUCAUUAGGGGGAGUUACAAAAUGAGGGCCUUUUGCCCCAUACCUUUUUUUGUCAAGUCCUAAAUAACACUCCUCCUGCAGUGUGUAGCACCUAACACUGUAACAAGUUCCACUGAGAUCAGUGGAACUGAACUUCACACAGUGAUGUGCAGCAGGAGGCUUGUGCCGCACGAUAAAAUAUCAGCCAGCCAGGGACAGCUACCAGCCACCAAGCCACGUGGUAUAGAUAUGCUCAUGUAGGCAGUGCUUAUGGCAGAUCCUUCUGAGAACACACCAGCCACAUCCACUUUUUGUGUUGCUUGGCCCUUCUUUGAGAUGCUGCAGUCCACUUACACAGUGUCCUAGCACACAGUUAUCAUCCCAUGUGUUCUGUGGCUGUUUUCCAUUAAAGUUGUCUGAAAUAAUAGGGCUGUUCUGCAGCUGAGUGAGAGUAGUGGUUGCAUUGCACAGUUAUGUGAAGAUAUGAAGUUUAAAUGUGUAAAGUCAUGUUUGAUAAUGCUGGGGGACUGUGCAGCGUAAAGAAAGUUCAACCUUCUGGCCUUGUCCACAGCUGCCUUUUUGGCAAGGAUCCAUGGAUCCACGUCAAAACUCUCCUCAAGCUUUGCUAUGGAAAGACCUCAUUGGAGUGGUGCAAAACACAGCUAGGGUGAGCUGACCAGUAAGGCAGUGUGCUGCCAACUCAUGUUGGAGUUGGGAGUUUGAGCUCCUUUGUUUAUCUUCUUUUUUUGAGCAGUGUGAAUAUAUUCAGAGUCUGUGUUCUACAAUAUGCAAUUAUUAUUAUUUCUUAACAGUUCUUAUAGAAGAGGAAGUGUGGUGUAUAAUACAGAGACUUUUAAAUACUCUAAGAGAAUAGUAAGUUCUCCUGGCCAUAUGUACCUCGAGUUUAUAUUUUCUUUAUCAGACCCAAGGAGAUCUGCAUGCGUAACCCAAGGGUAUAAUUGCAGUUUUAGUUCAUUUCAGCUCUGAAAUGAAUCUGUGGUAAGUUAUAUUUCAGAGCAGAACUCCAAAACACUGGCUGCUGCAGACUCACUGGUAUGAGACCCUGACAGAUCUAGCUAUCAGUUUGUAAGCUAGAAUUAAUUUGAUCCUGUAGCUUUUUGAAUGUGCUCAAAAAAUGUUAGGUAUCUCUGAAAAUGCUGAUUCUUUUUCUUCACGUGUUUUUGCAGGACACUACUUGCUGUAGGUAUCAAAUAUCAAUAUAAGACAAAACAAAUUUUUCACAAAUUCACACUUGAAACCCAUAAAUUGCUGAGCAAGUCAUUCAUAUCUGUCAUUGGCAUUAUUUCAUCUUUUUGGUUUUUACCAACAAAAAUAUUUUAUUUCAGGAAACUGGUUUUGCUGGUAUUGUUGAUAGCUGUUUUGUUCAGAUGUUGAUUAAGGCCAACUGACUCAUUUCAUUUUAGUUGGGUCCAAAAGGUACAGUGUACCUGAAUGGCAGAACUCAAAUCAGGGGAAGAAAAAGGCCUUCAUGUGAUGAAAGUCCUGGUCUGUUAAAUGAAUACAUUAUCUUUCCACCAAGGUGUUUUACGUUUCCUUAUAAAGAAAAAUUCAAAUCGUUUUAAAGUUCCAUUUUGAAAAUUGUUGUGCUUUAUUUGGAAAUAGCAAAGCAGGUUACUCUAAUUUGCAUACCCUUACUGGGCAUCUUGGAAAAAGAACUCAGUCUCCUGAGUUAUUCAAGCCUUUAAAAAAAUCUCUUCACCAUGAGGUGCCUUAAAGUAUUCAAGAGUCUUAUUUCUAAUACAGUUUCUAAAUACAGUUUUAUACAGUAAUACUGAAAAUCAUCAGUUACAGAAGUGUUGUUUCUUAGGUGUAAAAAUCUAGGAACAGCCUCUACUCCUGAUCUUGAGAAUUGUUUUUCACACAUUUGUUUUGGUAUGUCUUUGCUCCACCCCCUCUCAAAAGACUACUGUGAGGCAGCAGAACAUGUUGGCAAUUCCAAAGCCACAGUUUGCGAGGCUAGGCUACUUAAUGUUUUACUUCUUUCUUUGUUUUAAGGAGAAAAAUCUCUUUAGUGAACUUCACCAUUUGCCAGAUGGGCAUAAUCUUCUGUGAUACCAUUUGUACUGCCUUUUGGAAGACGGAAGACUUCCUGACCAGCCUCAGUAAUGCUGGUUGCUUAAGUAAUGUUGAUGGGUUCUUUUAGCCUUUCUGAUACAUAUGUGAAAUAAGAUUGCAAAACGAAUCAGAGGAAAUGCUGCUUUUUUUGUUGCUGUUGUUGUUAAACUGACCCUUUGAAAUAUCUUGCUUCAAAAUUUGCCUUUUUUUUUUUUUUUUUUUUUUUUUGAAGGGGGAGAAAAGGGUUGAAAUCACUUCUUUCCUGUGAUGGUGAUGAGCAUGACAGUUUUGCAGAAGAUGAAGCUUUCUGUGUAUGUUUUACAUUGUGUAAGAGCACACUGCUUUUUCAUCAUUUUAACCCUGGUUUUGUUUUGGUUUGGUUCUUGCAUUUGUUGUAAUAAUUUGAUUUUGGUAUUGCUAUGGAACAAUUUCUUUUGUGGAUGUUCAUGUGACAACUGCUGUCAUACAAUAAAAGGCAUUUCUCAGAAGCCUGUCUUAAGUCUGUUCUCAUUGCAAAUGUGUGGGUGAAGGCAGAAGUUAGGAACUGAGGUAAGUCAGGA
Messenger RNA from Cinclus cinclus, 8520 nucleotides. RefSeq names its product ATP binding cassette subfamily C member 4 (PEL blood group) (gene ABCC4). The record is from RefSeq and is a predicted model, not a curated record. Gene Ontology annotation, cellular component: plasma membrane. Gene Ontology annotation, biological process: transmembrane transport. Bases 52 to 4104 code for a protein of 1350 amino acids. The transcript is spliced from 32 exons. Lineage: Eukaryota; Metazoa; Chordata; Aves; Passeriformes; Cinclidae. Gene Ontology annotation, molecular function: ATP hydrolysis activity; ATP binding; ABC-type transporter activity.